AUGGCAUGUAUAAGCGCUAUCUUUAUAAUUGAUUUAAAAGGAAAAGUAAUAAUUAAUAGAAAUUAUCGAGGAGAAGUAAAUGUAAAUUUAACAGAGGUGUUUUAUAAUUGUGUUAUUGAUCAAGAAGACAAUUUAAUAAAACCAAUAUUUCAUGUUAAUGGUUUAACAUAUUGUUGGGUAGCUCAUAAUAAUAUAUACUUUUUAGCAGUAACACGUAAGAAUAGUAAUGCUACAUUAAUUAUAGCAUUUUUAUAUAAACUCAUACAAGUAUUAAAAGAUUAUUUUAAGGUAUUAGAAGAAGAAAGUAUUAAAGAUAAUUUUGUAAUCACAUAUGAAUUAUUAGAUGAAAUGAUUGAUAAUGGUUUCCCUCAAUUAAGUGAAGUAAAAAUUUUAAGAGAAUAUAUAAAAAAUAAAGCUCAUCAACUAACAGUUAAUAAUUUUAAAAUACCUUCAGCUUUAACAAAUUCUGUAUCAUGGAGAAAUGAAGGUAUUAAAUAUAAAAAAAAUGAAAUUUUCUUAGAUGUUGUUGAAAGCUUAAAUAUUAUUAUAUCUUCUAAUGGUACAGUAUUAAGAAGUGAAAUUUUAGGAUGUCUUAAGAUGAAAUCCUAUUUAUCAGGUAUGCCUGAAUUAAAAUUAGGAUUAAAUGAUAAACUACUUUUUAAUAAAAAUCUUAGUAAUUAUCCAAAUUCAUCAAAUAAUAAUCUUAAUAAUAAAACAAAACUAGUUGAAUUAGAAGAUAUUAAAUUUCAUCAGUGUGUUAGAUUAUCAAAAUUUGAAAAUGAUAGAACUAUUUCAUUUAUACCACCUGAUGGUAUAUUUAAUUUAAUGACUUAUCGUCUAAGUACUCAUGUCAAACCAUUAUUCUGGCUAGAUAUUAAUAUCACAAAGAAAUCCCUCACAAAAAUCGAAUAUACUGUAAAGGCAAAAUCACAAUUUAAAAAUAAAAGUAUAGCGAACAAUGUAGAAUUUCAUUUACCUGUACCUGCUGAUGUUGAUUCACCACAUUUUCAAACAUAUAUAGGAACAGUAAAAUAUUAUCCAGAUAAAGAUAUACUAAUAUGGAAAAUUAAACAAUUCCAAGGACAAAAGGAAUAUAUUAUGAAUGCACAAUUCGGUUUACCUUCCAUUGUCUCAAACGAAAAUAAAGAUCUUUAUUAUAAGAGACCAGUAAAUGUGAAAUUUGAAAUCCCUUAUUUCACUGUCUCAGGUAUAACAGUAAGGUAUUUAAAAAUUAUAGAAAAAAGUGGUUAUCAAGCCUUGCCCUGGGUCAGGUAUAUAACGCAAAAUGGGGACUAUCAGGUCAGAAUGUCCUAG
Molecule: messenger RNA, 1314 nt
Organism: Plasmodium reichenowi
Lineage: Eukaryota; Apicomplexa; Aconoidasida; Haemosporida; Plasmodiidae
Product: AP-1 complex subunit mu, putative
Exons: 1
Coding region: 1-1314 (437 amino acids)
Biological process (GO): intracellular protein transport; vesicle-mediated transport
Cellular component (GO): cytoplasmic vesicle; clathrin adaptor complex
Source: RefSeq, a predicted model, not a curated record